AGUCAGCAUCCACCGGCACCAGUAACAGCACCACCACAACCAUGGAUAGAUAGAUAGAUUUCGGAGAGAUAAAUACACAACUACUUACAAACCACGAAACAUUCCAGACAACAACACCGCCGCUGACACCGGUGUCACGUCAUACCGCCGGCAUGGGUGCCGCAGAGCCUGUGGAGGAGAGAGAAAGAAAGGAGCUUGAGGAGAGAGAGGACUAUGGGAGGAAGGAGGAGGAGGAUGUGAGAGAUGUUGAGAAAGGGGAGGUGGGUUUUGAAGAACAGGCGGUGGCAGCUGAGAGAAAUAUUAAUAUUAAUAUUAAUCGUGGAAAUAAUAAUAUUAAUCAGGACGAGAGAGAAGGAGAUGUUCAUGUGUCAAUGCUGCAGAGGCUGAAUCCAACAAACCCUUUGAGAAUUGUAAUAAAUAGCAAAACCAGAGCUGCAACUCCGCCGCCGCCGCCGUCUCGGUUCUCUAAUAUCAGAAGCGGUGGUGGUGGUCAUGGUGGUGCUACUGCUACUCCUUCCCCUCCUCAGUUAUCCUCUCACACCAACACUCCCCAGCAUUCUCAGCCUCGUUCGACACCAAACCCACAACCAUCUUUUACAACACUGAAUUCAAGAAAAUACACCAACAAGAUAUCUCUGUUUCUGUUUCUUCUGCACAUGGUUGCAGCCAUUGGGCUAGUCGGUUUCCUUCUGUUCAGGGGAGUUCAAGGGCUGAUAGAAGCAUCAGACAACAAGGUUAAAAGAGCCGAGAAACGAGUGUUGAAGUUUUUUCUACCACAAGUCGAAGCUGCAUCUCUUUUAAGCAUUGUUCUUGCAUUUGCAUGGCAAAAGGCAGUCAGGCUAUGGCCUAAGUUUUUUAUUCAUUUCAUACUAUGGACCACUUUUGUCAUGUCUCUGUCUGCUGGAAUUUUGCUAAUUUGCUUCCAAAAGGCUCCCACUGAUGGCGUUGCAUUCUGCUUUAUUGCAUUUGCGAUAGGCAAUGGCUUAUACGCUUGUUGGAUCACACAGCGGAUAGGAUUUUGUAGCAAGAUAAUGAUCAAAUCGCUCGAACCCGUAUCAAAGUUCCCCGAUUUGAAUCAACCCACUUAUUGGAUGCUUGGGGUCGGAUUUCUGUGGAUGUCCCUGUGGAUUCUAGCUGUGAUUGGAGCCUUGAAUUUCUACUUUCCUCCACUGAUCAUAAUUUUAUUGGUCUUGAGCUUAGCUUGGACAGCUGAAGUAAUGAGGAACGUUGCAAAUAUGACCGUCAGUAGGGUAAUUUCUCUUUAUUAUCUCAGAGGAAUGCAAUCUAAUACUCAAUUUUGCUUCCAGAGAGCCUUGAGUAAAAAUCUUGGAAGUGCUUGUUUGGGUUCACUCUUUGUACCUGCAAUUGAAGCACUGAGAAUUGUUGCUCGGGCUUUAAAUUUACUCAAGGGAGAAGAUGAGUUCAUGUUUUCUUGUGCACAUUGCUGUCUCAAAGUCAUGGAGUGCAUCUUCAGAUAUGGCAACGGCUGGGCCUUCAUACAGAUAGCAGUAUAUGGGAAAGGUUUUGUGAGGGCAUCACAAGACACCUGGGAGCUCUUUGAACGGCAAGAAAUGGAACCAAUUGUUGAUUCUGACAUUACCAGCUCAAUCUGCUUCCUAACCGGCGUCUGCAGCGGCUCUAUCUGUGUCAUAGUUGUGGCGGCUUGGACCGCUAGAGUGCACCAAAGUUUCACAGCCACCAUUUCCCUCCUUACAUUCUUCAUUGGAUACCUUAUGACGAGGAUAGCCAUGGCACUACCACAUGCUUGUGUAGGUAGUUACUUUGUUUGCUAUGCAGAGAAUCCAGACAACAGAUUGUUUGACAACACAAUCAAGGAUCGCCUCGCUUUGAUGAAAUCUGGUCGAGAUGUAGUCGUUCCCACACCUCGAGUCCCCAGCCGGUUUGCAAGGUAAAGCAUAAUCACACUGCCAUUAACUCCUCGAGUCCCCUCACUCAUUGUAGAAGUGAACUCCGGCCACCCCCAAAACCAUGAUUGGAGCCCUUUUUUCUCCAACGGUACGAUGUUACAAGGGCAUCGGAUAUUGUUCGGACGAGGUUUUACAUGUGUAUAACCUUCCUCUCGAAACAUGUACGCGAGGUCUAUCAUGUACGAAUGAGGCCUCCCGUACAUAUGAAUAGGGGAACACUAUGUAUAACUGGCUCAUACAUUUUCCGGAUACUCUCCUCGGAGACUCGGACUUGAAGAAUCGGCCAAAUGAGCUCAAGCUAAAAUUUCCUGCAACUACUACAACUCUGCAAGAGUGAUAUGGUGGUGGUGAUGAUCAAGGUUGAAUGAAAGAGUUGAACCAUUAUUGGAAGGAACAUGGGGAGCCAACGCGUUGAGACUCCAUUGAACAAAGGGCUAAAAGAAAAAUAUCUCGUGGGGCUGUCCUAUUUGUAUAAUCUGUCCUUUUGGCAUAUACCGUAUGCUGAAAAGUCGCAUUUUUUAUUUUAUUUUAUUUUUUCACUGGAA
This is a messenger RNA of Pyrus x bretschneideri (Chinese white pear), 2473 nucleotides long. RefSeq names its product protein PNS1. Gene Ontology annotation, biological process: transmembrane transport. The record is from RefSeq and is a predicted model, not a curated record. Gene Ontology annotation, molecular function: transmembrane transporter activity. Gene Ontology annotation, cellular component: membrane. The transcript is spliced from 5 exons. The coding region runs from base 153 to 1913 and encodes 586 amino acids. NCBI's taxonomy places the organism in Eukaryota, Viridiplantae, Streptophyta, Magnoliopsida, Rosales, Rosaceae.